AUGACGUUGUUCACGUUGGCACCCCAUACCGAGUACCAACUGGCGCGUCUCGUCAAGGAUGAGGCGAGAACUCCUUUCCUCCCUGGGGACGAAUGGGAUUGCGUCGAUGAGCAUCAAGCUCAUUGGCGCGUCCGAUUCGUCUAUGACUUUGCUGGCAAGGUCAUGAGGGAAUCGAGUGUCCCGCCUCGACGGGACGCGUUCAUGUUCGAGUAUCUCGGACCCGGCAGCGGCGCGUGGCUCGCCCUUGGCGAUGGGACCGGCCCGCUAGAUGUACUCAAAAUGUUACAUCUAGUCUCGGGUCGGUCUGCCAAGUUCCCGCUGAAGGGGGCCUGGGUGGCAAUUCGUGUCAUCCGUGGUGGCAAUGAUAUUGGGACGCUGGACAGCCUCCGUCUGCAGUGGUGGACUGCAGCACAUGGAGGUGCGCCAGCUCCCGCGCCACCACCAGGACCAGCAGCAGCAGCAGCUCCUGCGCCACCACCACCACCACCAGCAGCAGUUCCUCCUCCGCCACCACCACCACCGCCUCCUCCUCCUCCUGCUGCUGCUGCUGCUGCUGCUCCUCCGCUGCCGCCGCCGCCGGCUAUGCCCAUUGACCCUCGCCUCCUGAACUGGCCUCCAAACCAACCCUAGGAGAACGUCCAUGAUCUUUUGAUGGAGAGAAAAUGGACGAUAGGAAGGACGUUCUCCUAGGGAUAUG
This is a messenger RNA of Exophiala oligosperma, 697 nucleotides long. RefSeq lists its product as uncharacterized. Lineage: Eukaryota; Fungi; Ascomycota; Eurotiomycetes; Chaetothyriales; Herpotrichiellaceae. Bases 1 to 630 code for a protein of 209 amino acids. The transcript is spliced from 2 exons. The record is from RefSeq and is a predicted model, not a curated record.